Zingiber officinale is the source of this 684-nucleotide messenger RNA. Its product is annotated as 40S ribosomal protein S24-1-like. The record is from RefSeq and is a predicted model, not a curated record. Gene Ontology annotation, molecular function: structural constituent of ribosome. The coding region runs from base 102 to 518 and encodes 138 amino acids. The transcript is spliced from 5 exons. Gene Ontology annotation, biological process: translation. NCBI's taxonomy places the organism in Eukaryota, Viridiplantae, Streptophyta, Magnoliopsida, Zingiberales, Zingiberaceae. Gene Ontology annotation, cellular component: ribosome.
CGUGAAAGCUUCUUCUCUCUUCUCGACCUGCGUCGCAGCCCGCAGUCUUGUCGCCCUAAGCAGCUAAGCUCUUGCUCUUCCACAGCGAAGAAGGAUCCAAGAUGGCGGAUUCUAAGGCCGUAACAAUCAGGACGAGGAAGUUCAUGACUAAUCGCCUCCUCUCCAGGAAGCAAUUCGUCAUCGAUGUGCUCCACCCUGGAAGAGCCAAUGUUUCAAAGGCUGAAUUGAAAGAGAAGCUGGCACACCUGUAUGAAGUAAAGGAUCAGAACACAAUUUUCGUGUUCAAGUUCAGGACGCACUUCGGAGGAGGGAAGUCGACUGGUUUUGGCUUGAUCUACGACACAUUGGAAAAUGCCAAGAAGUACGAGCCCAAGUACCGGCUCAUCCGGAAUGGGCUUGCCACAAAGGUGGAGAAAUCAAGGAAGCAGAUGAAAGAAAGGAAGAACAGGACAAAGAAAAUACGUGGUGUCAAGAAGACAAAGGCUGGAGAUGCUGCCAAGGCUGGAAAGAAGAAGUGAGCUAAAUUGAAAUUACUACUAUUUAUUGUCCACUUGAAUUUUUCUCAAAUAGAGAUUGCUGUUGCACUCUAGGCUUAAAAUUGUGAACAUCUUAUGUGCUUAGUUUGGAGUUGAGGUUUUCUUACUUUGGACUUAAUCUCAGAAAUGUGAUGGUUUUGGCCUGUCA